Molecule: messenger RNA, 2033 nt
Organism: Daktulosphaira vitifoliae (grape phylloxera)
Lineage: Eukaryota; Metazoa; Arthropoda; Insecta; Hemiptera; Phylloxeridae
Exons: 3
Coding region: 251-1786 (511 amino acids)
Source: RefSeq, a predicted model, not a curated record
AAUAUUAUCUUCAGUUCCAGUAUUAAUAUGAUAUAUUUCAAUAAAUUACAGUUUUCAUAAAUUUUUUAAUAAAAUCAUCCCAUUUUGAUGUUAUAGUAUAGCAGUAUUCAGGGGAGAUCCAGGGUUCAAAUUUUUUGCAUAAUUUUAGAUUUAAUUCGAAGCUGAGAAGUUAUAUUUAGUUGAAGUAGUAAGUCAUAUUAUAUAUCAUCACCAACUUCAAGAGAAAUUAAAUUUAUGGCAUAAUAAAAAUAUGACACACGACUCUAUAAAAUUACUAAACAUAUCAUUAGAUAAAAAUAAUAUAGACUUAAUUGCUACAGCUCCAAUAUUCAACUCCAUAGUUGUUUCAAUUAACUGUAGAUAUGCCAAAUUAUUGCAAAUAUAUGACAGUUAUAUAAAGGCAAUGAUAGGCGAAUGUGAAAAUUAUUACAAUAAAAAAUUAUUUGAAAAAUUUAUUGAAUGCACAAAAUUAAUUCAAGAUGUUGUUUGUAAUUCAAGUGGUAUGUUUAAAAAUGUUUAUGAUAUUUUGACAUUUAUCAUAAACUUGGAUGUAAAAUUUAUAUUUCAUGAAUAUGUAACCCCAAUUACUAUUAUUAAUGAGAUACUAACUAUUUAUACAUACAAUUCAUCAAAGAAAAAAACAUGUAUGUUUACUUACAUUAAAUCAAAUGGACAUUUUGACACAGAUGAAGCCUGCAAGGAUCUUUUAAAUAUCAAACAUUUCCAUGCUACAGUAACUGAUAUGCUUCAUAAUCUUCAAUUUUUAGAUACAGCCAGCAAUCUGACUAGUAAUUCUAUUCAUAAAUAUUUACUAGAAAAGUAUAACGAUAAAUACGCAUUACAGAAAGAAAAGGACAAAAGUUAUGUUCAAUUUAUUUAUGACGAUCUCAUAAUGUGUUAUAAUGAAGCUAUCAAAUAUGAUAAUGAUAAUCUUGGAUUUCAAGAAUUAUUACAUCCAACUGUACCUGGACUUGUACUGCCAUUGCAAGUUGAUGUUACCGAACAUAGGAUUGCUGCGCUAAACAAAUUAUUUUCAAAAUGUCAUUUUAAGGAACCUUUUAAAAAUAUUAAUAUUGUCAUUGAAAAUGGUGAAAAAUUAAACGCGAAUACUUUAUCACAAACUAAAGUGAAUUUAAUAAACUUAAAGCAAAAUGAAAAAUAUUUUGAACAAUUAUUGAGGUGUAGGUAUGCCGAAAUACUUAAAUACUAUGAGCGUUUAUUGCAUAACACAAUCAACUUAUGUAGAAAUGAAGAAAUAAAAGGUAAUAUUAACAUAUAUAGGGAAAGGUUUGUAGAAUGCAUAAACCAACUGCGCAAUUCAAUAUCGUUGUCUGUUAAUAUGCUUAAAACCUUAUUAUCUGCUAUGGCAAUACUAAAAAAAUUAUAUAUUUGGGAGUAUGUCAAAAAUGUUCAUAAUUGCUUACAUAAACCAGCAACUAUUAUAACAGAAUUAUUUUAUGAUUUGAAAGCUCUAAAUAUUGGUCCAUAUGAAUAUAACAAAACGAUUAAUGAAAUACAAGCAAAGGAAUAUCUUGACCAAUUAUCUAAGUCCCACGAGAAAUUAAAAAAAGGUUUGCGUAGUGAAUUGGGUAGUCACAUGAGAUUUCGUUGUGAAUUUUUAGACAAAUAUACAGAUACUCUAAAAUUAAAAAAACUGUGUGAUAUAAAUUUUCCAUCCAAACAUGAUGGUCCAGUUUAUGAACUUAUUUAUUUACAUACAAAUAGAUUUUGUAAUGUAAUUAUUGAAAAUGAUUAUGAAAAUCUAAGCUUUAAUCAUUUAAUAUAAAUAUUAUUCAUAUACUUUUUUUAAAAAUGUAUUUCUUGUAAUUUAUUUUUAAACUUAUAUAACGAAUAUUAUCAUGAUAUGAUACUUCAAUGAGACCCGAGCCCUUUUCAAUUAUAUUACUAUUACUCGACUUGAUUAAUUAUUUAUAAAUUACUGGAGUUAUAAAAUUCCUUUUAAAUGUUUGUUAACUCAUAACUUAUAGCUUUUUGUAAGUAAAGUAAUUUUGGGGAUUCCGGAGUAUAGUUUG